This is a messenger RNA of Thalassophryne amazonica, 3122 nucleotides long. RefSeq lists its product as uncharacterized. The coding region runs from base 913 to 3096 and encodes 727 amino acids. The record is from RefSeq and is a predicted model, not a curated record. The transcript has 8 exons. Lineage: Eukaryota; Metazoa; Chordata; Actinopteri; Batrachoidiformes; Batrachoididae.
GCUAAUAAUUUAAGAUGAGGCACAUAAGAAUUUGGGCAAGAAUAUUAAGUGAAGCUUACCUCACCCCACCCCCCCUUUUUUUAGUCUUUUCAUUACUUAUUACAUUGUGGAACAUAAGGUGAGGCCCAUACGUAUUUGGGCAUUAAAAAAUAAAGCUCAAAGUGUUCCCCUUUUUCUCCAUUUAUGAAUUUGUGUUAUUAUUUGUGUGCAACUCAGGUGUAUUUCUUAUUCAUAUUUAUUUUUUGUACUAUGUGAUGGGCGCAGAAUCACCUGAAGAUGGCAAGUCCUCCCGUUGUUCGUGUAGUGAACCCAGAAGCCCCUCUGCACCGUCAGCAGGCAGUCCUGGUAGCAUCUAAAGAGGCCCGGACUUUUCGUGAGAGAAGGCUGACUUUUCCACGACCUCCACAGGAACGUCUGAUCCAGGCCACUGCCCUGGCCCAUGCAGAGAAGCUCCUAAGAGCAGAAGGCAUCCCUGCACCAUCACAGCAGCAGUGCCUGGGGAAACUGGUGCUGCCUUUUGGCCAGUACCUUAAUGCCACUUUCCGCUGGCUUGUGGAAAAUGAUGUGGGCUACAUGAAAUACAUACUUGACAAGCACAGGACAGAGAUGGCAUGUUCACAGUGAAAGACAGAGGCAGUAAACCAGUGGGUGAAGGACUACCUGACAGCGUACGCAGAGAGCUUCCCUCAAGUCUCCAUUGUUCUGGAGGCCAACAUAGAUCGGUGUAUCUAUGGCCAGAGAGGCUUUGAGGAUCGUACCUUUCAGGAGAUGUGGGAACUUUACUGCCAGUACUCCGCCCAGAAAGACAGGCCUGAACGGUUCUCGGAGGCUGACAAGAAUAUAAUUGUGAAGGCACAAAGUUCUGUGAGGAGGUAGCUGAACACACCCUUAACUCACAUUACAAGCGUGCAAAUGAAGCGUUUCAAGAAAUACAUCACUGACAAACAGAAAGAGCAACAGGAAAGAAAACCCCAAUUUGAUUCAGAAUGGUCAGGUGAUGAAGCACAACUGCUAGCUGAAAGCCAACGCCUGGAAGAAAUUGUCACAUCACAGGUUUCCCACUCCAUAGAAGAGCUACACCAGCCCGAGACUGCUCCCAAGAAAUGCGACCACUCUCCAGCCAAGACACACCAGCCCAAGACUUCUCCCAAGAAGCGCGACCACUCUCCAGCCAAGACACACCAGCCCAAGACUGCUCCCAAGAAGCGUGACCACUCUCCAGCCAAGACACACCAGCCCAAGACUGCUCCCAAGAAGCGCGACCACUCUCCAGCCAAGACACACCAGCCCAAGACUGCUCCCAAGAAACGCGACCACUCUCCAGCCAAGACACACCAGCCCAAGACUGUUCCCAAGAAACAUGACCACUCUCCAGCCAAGACACACCAGCCUGAGCCUGCUCCCAAGAAGCGCGACCACUCUCCAGCCAAGACACACCAGCCCGAGACUGCUCCCAAGAAGCGCGACCACUCUCCAGCCAAGACACACCAGCCCAAGACUGCCCCCAAGAAACACGACCACUCUCCAGCCAAGACACACCAGCCCGAGACUGCUGCGCAGUCAAAACAUCACAAACACCACAGGGCUGCUGUCCGGCCACAACAGCAGAGUUCCGCAAACCAGCCCACACAGUCUCUGUCCACGUCCCAGGGUCAGGAUCAUCACAUGGAAUCGGCUCUCACUGAUUCCUCUGUGGAGUUAGAAGGUUGGGUGCGUUCGUGGGAAAACCCCAAUGGCAUCCCAUCUGCUGACCUGUCCUGGAUCAAAGAGGACACUGAAAGAGGGCUCUUUGGCCCUAUUCAAACCUACAAGGGCAACACUGGUGUGUUGAAGAGGCGACGGGUAAUGAAGUCAGAUCGCAUGUGGUUUUACCCACCAGAACCUCAAGGAUAUGCUACUGGUGGCGUGCCAACUCCACAUCUAUUUUUCCGGAGCCGUAUCUUUGUGUGGCGUCCUGUUGGGGUGUGGCGGUGCUCUCUGAAGUGUCCUCGGGGUGAUAAGUGUGUGGGUGCAGGACAGAGUGUGCAUCUGUACAAGUCCGGCUACCACCACCGGGUACGUCACAUCUGUGAUGUUUCGGGUUGGUACACUAUGAUCACAAAGGUCCUGUGCUGUGGACCAUGCACAAAGGCAGCCAGGAGCGGAGAAGGUGGAACAGUGGCUCAGUGGCAUGCGUGGGACGCUGAGAUCUUGUCACAACUUAGCGAGGCCCACCAAGCUAUGUUCCCUGCCAUCCUCACCAGCAAGCGUGGUGUGGAUAGGAAUGUUGUGCGGCUUCUGAGGGGCCGGACCGAGGGGAACACUAUGGUCAAAGUGAGGCGGCAGAUACAGGAGAACCACAUGGAGGAGUACCUUCAUCAUAAGGACCUUUACACCACACUCCUCAAGUCUCUAAUGAAACCUGGAGGAAUUGUGUCUGCAUUAGGGCACGCAUGCCAGCCCCCGCCUCCUCUGAGAGAACUUCCGUCUGCGUGGCUUUUGCGCCACGCUUUCCUACUGGCAGAGGCCAGUCAUGUCCAGGACUACAGGAGCCAGAUCCUGUCAACCUUUGGCACUGUCUUGAAAAUGGAUUCCACCAAAAAAGUGGUGAAGAAGCUCUCUGGGGAAGGUGAAGGGUCAGCCGAGUGGUUCACCAGUAUCGGAAAUGAGUUUUCCCAAAUAGUAACAUUUGUGCUGACCUGCGAGGAGUCCACCGAUAAGCUGGAACCUAUGUGCCGUGGACUCGUGCAAAGGUUUCAGACAGCCAAUCAACCCACACCAAAAAUCCUCUACGUGGCCCACGGGUGUUGCCGUGCACAAUGUCCCACAGCAGUGGAGACUUUGUUCCAGCCUUGGGUGGACAAUGGGAUGGUUGUGCGUCUGGACAUAUUCCACUGGAUCCACCGGUUUGACACAGCCAUCCGCACAGAGUCUCACUCCAGAUAUGCUGCGUUCAAGUCUGCACUAGCUGGGGCAGUACUGGCUUACAACCGCAAAGACCUGGAUCGCCUCAUUGAGGCCAUCAGAGCAAAAGACCAGGCAGCGCUGCAGUCUCUGUCUGAUGAGGAUGUCGUCCGCCGCUCCAUCUCCAAUCAAUCAAUCAAUUUUUUUAUAUAGCGCCAAAUCACAACAAACAGUUGCCC